CCAUACACGAGUGAAGUUGACUCAUCGCCGUUUAAUAACUGACAUCACUGGGGAGACGCCUCAGAAGCCAGACUUUGAAAAACACGGUGCAAUCUGUAAAAGCUCACUGUCACAGGCUGAGCUUGGGAGUUGGAGUCUUCCCUCUCCAUCGUCAAACACUUGUAGUUUGAAGAAGUUUCGUGUGAGACAAGUACAGACAGACCUUUUAUCGUGAUGCUUGUGCUUCUGGGAUUCAUUCUUGUCUUUCACCUAGCCACAGCUGCCUUGCUGUUCAUUGCCACAAUAAAAAAUGCCUGGUGGCAAAAUGAUUUGAUCAGCACCGAUAUAUGGACGACUUGCUUUUCGAACAAUUCUGUUUGUUUGAGUGAAUUUGUUGAGAAAUAUGGAGAGUGCAUCCAGGCAAUACAGGCGACCAUGUGUCUGUCAGUGAUCUUUUGCUGCAUUUCCUUCAUUGUGUUUGUUGUUCAACUGUUCCGACUAGAGAAGGGACAGAGGUUUUACAUUGCUGGAACCCUGCAACUGCUUUCUAGUCUCUGUGUAAUGAUUGCAGCCUCCAUUUAUACAAACCAGCAAGGAACCUUCCAUGCUGAUUUGACCUCAAAUCCAGGAAAUUACGGAUACUCUUACAUUCUAGCUUGGAUUGCUUUUGCGUUCACUCUGAUCAGCGGUGUGAUGUAUAUUGUUUUACGGAAACGUAAAUAAGAGGUUUACCUUGUUCUGAAUCCUCCUGAAUACAUCACUGCAGAAAUGACUUCUGGAUGAUAGCAUCAGUCCCUUGCAAACAAAGCCCCAUCUGUACAGUGACUGUCAGAUUAAGGAAACCCCAAAUCAUAGUUAAUUCCACACUUUCGAACCCUUAUUAAUUGCAAAUUCUCAACCUGUUUGCCACAGUAUUUACAAAAAUCAAAAUCUACAUUUGUCAACAACAAGGUACAGCUGCAAGUUUUCUUUUGUCAGUAAUGAGCAGUUUUUGCAUUAUUAUCCUAUGUUCAUUCAUCUUGUUUGUUCAUGUUCAUAGAGCAGCUGAUUUAAGCACUUCAGUCUCCACAAACUAGCUAGUUUAGUUUUUAAAUUGGUGAUUUUUUUUUUUAAAAACCCUGUCUCGAAUUCAGCCUUUCCCAAAGUCAGUCUGUUUUUAAUCUAUGAUCCCACUUAGUUCUCAAAAACGUAACAUUUUUCACAUAUAAACUCUUUAAAACGAUAUGUCACAAAAUGAAUUAAGUUAUCCUGAAAAGUGUCGCCAAGACGGAAUAUGAUCCUUUUCAGAGGUACAUUAUUGCUUUUUUUAUAAACCCAAGAGCUGUACCAUAUGGUAUCCACUGGGACAGUGUAUUUUCUUCAAUGUUGCAUUAAAUGUGUAAAAACAUAGCAGUUUUGUAAAAAAAAAUUCAAAAGAAACAUCUGAUACUUUUUUGUACAGUUAGUGAAUUAUGUGGAUUUGGUUCCUUUAAAAAAAAAUUCAAACAAAAAUAAUUUUGAAAACUACGAUGUUUAAAAAAAAUUGAAGGAAUGUUUGUUCAUUCAUAGAAGCUCAUAAACAGCACAGUGCCAAACCUACAUAUGUCAGGAGCAGCAUAUUUACCAUCUCAUCAAACUGGAUCUAAUAAUAUGUGCCUACAUUUAGAUAGUGACAUUGUGUUGUUUAAAAAACAAUACACUGCAUACAAUACGAUUCAAAUAUGAUCUAAUUUUUGGAUUAGACUAAAUCAUUCAGAUUUUAAUUUUCUUCCACCCAAGAAUCAAAAGUUAAACCAUUAUCCCCCAAGAACUAUUCAAUUUGCCUUUUUGCUCUUGAAUCUGGACAAUAUUUAAAAUCUAAAACAAAUGCUUCGGAGUCUACAAUGUUGAAAACCGAAUAAAAUUGAUGUCUGGGUCUGUUUGUACUUUUUUAUUCACUAAUAUAAUACAAGCCAUCUGCUGCAGUGUAAAUUGCUGGAAACAGGCAUUUGCUAUUCUGAGUACUAUUUCAUUCUGAAACAGAACAAUUGAUUUAAAAACUUGUCUUCAGAUCAAACUUUUGGUUUUGAUGUAAGUAGGUGCCUCUUUUUUUUUGUUGCCAAUAAGCAUGAUUGGAACUCUUUGUGACCCAGCCCUUCUGCAAUUCAUGGCACCAGACUAAUUAAGAAAAUCAUCAUGUUUCUGAUGUGCAGAUGUGGUUGAUAAUCUGAGCGUCUCCUGCUCUUUGAGCUUGACAUGAAACUUUUUAAAGUUUUAUUUUUAUGUAUUAACCUACUGAAAAAUGUCUCCAGCCUCACAUGAUUCUGUUAUGGAUUUUCUGCCACUGAAAUAAACUUCUGCAUUCUACACUUCAGUAAUCAGACUACUUCAAAGCCAUGGACUCUUAUGGCACAGUGAUAGUGUCCCUAGCUCUAUACCAGAAGAUCAGGUUCAAAUCUGACCUGCCUAAGGGUGCCAAAAUGUAUGGAGCAGGUUCAUUGAAAGUAACUACUGCAAGGCCAUCAAUGCAAAUGAAGUACUUUAAACUGAACUAAACUCUCUCAUCAUGACUUUUCCCCUACUUUAAAGCUAAAAGCUAUUUCCAGAAACUAAAUGAUAUGCUCUUGACAUGAGAAAAUUCUGUCUUGACGUUUAUGGGAAACAGAAGAUACUGCUGUUAAGGAAUACUCAAAUUCAGCAUUUGUGAGUUUGUCAAGUUGGUGUUAUUUGUUUUUGUACCCUGACUAUCAGAAGAACAUUAGAUUACAAAGAUUCUUAAAUCUAAGUGAUAGAACAAGGUUCACCAUUUGAGUGCUCGCAAGAUGUUGACCUCUUAUCCCUGUACCUGUUUGCUAAUUGGAGAGCAAGCAUCAAUGUAAUCGAAAAUAACAAUUGCACUGAAACUUAGCAAUCAACCUCCUGACAAAGGAGUUUUUCAUCUUUCUCAAAAAAAAUUCUAGCCCAGAAGUGUUUUUUACUUCCAGAUAACAAGUUUUAAAUUUUAUAAAACAAACCCUAAUAGCUCAAGUGUAGGAAAUGCCACUACAGGUUCCGCAUUAAGAACUGUGACUACCAUUGCAGUGCUCUAGAAUGGGGCUGGAACAUAUGCUAGUGGCUUCUAGUGGCAGCAGGAUGGUACUGUCAAAUGGCUUGUUAAUGUUUUAAGUUUUUUUCUCCUUUCUUUUCUUAAAUCCUAGAGCCUAGUGAAAUAUGGUUUUGUAUUGUUUUGCAAGUGUAGCUCUAUUGAUACUACAGCAAGCAACUUUCUUUCAUUAUGAAAUGUUGGGGUUACAUCUUUUUCAGUGGUCUAUGGAUACAAGGAAAUAGAUAAAUUGUUUACUGUUGUACAGUUACAUAAGAUUAGGGAGGGUAUCGCAGGCUUUCAUAAAUGAGGAUCAAAUAUUAAGUCCCAUCUUGUGAGUGGAUUCCAAUCCAUGAGCAAUGAAAUAAAAGAAGUGUUAACUUGCUAAUCAUUUGUUAUUUAAAGAAAUGUAUACAUCUCCAAACAGAAUUUGCAAGUUCUACUUGUACAAGAUCUUUAUUCAGACGCUGUAGCUUCAGAGCUUAAUAUCCACAAAUGAUAAUAUGCCCACUGAUUGCGAAGUUAGCAUUUUCUCUAAUAUAGUAUCUUGAGGUAUUGUUUUUAUAACCAAUAUGUAUUUAUUGCAUGCAAACUCAUUGUUAAUGCUUUUACUCUAAUAGCAUUGUACACAGUUAAACAAAUUAUAAAACUCAAAUGCCCAGUAGAAAUUUGCAUUUCAAAAUAUUCAUUCGAUACAUUGUGUAUAAUAAAUAUAGUUUAUCUAAUACAUUGACAUAUAGGCUGUUGUCCUUUUCCUGCCUAAAUUAUCAGCCACAGAUGGGGGUCAAAACCUUUGAGAUUAGAGAACGUUAUUCUAAACAGAUUUGUGCAUUUUCAGUCAUGUUGGAUUGUAAGGAACACAAUGCAUGUAUUUUGAGUUUUAACAUUUGGCCAUUACUCGAGUCAAAUUAAUUGCUGCCAUUUAGUGACAACAUGAGUUAUUGUUCAUUUGUUCGCCACACAUUUGAAUCUCCCUCCACAAAUAGUUUAACAGUGGGUUUAUGAUUUGAAAUCUGAACUAAUUUCUGAUAAUAGGCAUAUUUGUUUAUUUCUACUGUAACAAAGAUUCCAGUAUAAAGACUAGCUGAAAUAUAGACUUCCAGUGCAACUGUCCUUAAGUAAAUCUAUGGUUAUCCAGGAUCCUACUGUAUGCUACAGAAAUCUAAAUUCCUAUUCAAAACUGUUUGGGGAUUUCUUCUUUUGGAUGAAAUCUGCAGUAUUGCUUAGUAUUUAGUCCUUUUAAAGACAUUUAGAAAAGAUUGUAAACUCUUCCCCAAUUACGUACACGUUUUAUUGAAAGCUAAGCCCCUUAAAACUACUUGGACUCUUUCUCCUGGUAUUUUUUUGUUUUGAUCUCAUGAUUCAACAUAUUUUUAAUAAAGGCUGUGUUUGUAAUGAAAGCUAAAACUAAGAAAUGGUUAUUAAUUCUGUAUUUUGUAUGUAAUAAAGUAUCCACUUAGUAAAUCA
Molecule: messenger RNA, 4486 nt
Organism: Hemiscyllium ocellatum (epaulette shark)
Lineage: Eukaryota; Metazoa; Chordata; Chondrichthyes; Orectolobiformes; Hemiscylliidae
Gene: emp2
Product: epithelial membrane protein 2
Exons: 5
Coding region: 214-702 (162 amino acids)
Cellular component (GO): plasma membrane
Source: RefSeq, a predicted model, not a curated record